Molecule: messenger RNA, 1543 nt
Organism: Erigeron canadensis
Lineage: Eukaryota; Viridiplantae; Streptophyta; Magnoliopsida; Asterales; Asteraceae
Product: transcription factor bHLH30-like
Exons: 2
Coding region: 1-999 (332 amino acids)
Biological process (GO): regulation of DNA-templated transcription
Molecular function (GO): protein dimerization activity; DNA-binding transcription factor activity
Source: RefSeq, a predicted model, not a curated record
AUGUUCCUACCUUCGUCAUCAUCACAAAUAAUCCCUCUAAUCAUGCACAAUCAUCAUCAUCCUUCUUCUUGGACAACUUUGCUACGACCUCAAUCAUUCCACCACCACACCACAACCGCUUAUAACCGUGUCCUUCAAUGCCCAACCGGAGACCAUGACCCCUUUUUGCUUCCUCCUCAGCCACAAACAACAUCUCCUUCUUCUUGUUCUUCAUCACAACGUGGUUUGUUCAAACGGGUGGUGGAUGGCUUGCAGUUUGCAUACGAGGGUACUACUACUACUACUACAUCGCCAUCAAUUGAUACUAGUAGUGUAGUUCCACCUGGAUUAAUAUUAUCAUCAUCAGUAGACCCGUUUGGGAUGCAUAUUGUUGAAACAAGUAAGACUAAUAUGAGUGCUCAAGAUAUUGUAGAGGCUAAAGCUAUAGCCGCCUCCAAAAGCCAUAGUGAAGCUGAAAGAAGGCGUCGGGAACGAAUUAAUAAUCAUCUUACCAAGCUUCGCACCUUACUUCCCAACACCACCAAAACAGACAAGGCCUCAUUACUAGCUGAAGUGAUACAACAUCUGAAAGAGCUCAAGCACCAAACGUCUAUAAUAGCGAAACAAAGUCUAGUCCCAACAGAGAUGAACGAGUUAACUAUAGACAACACAUUGGACGAAGAAGGUCGGAUUGUGAUCAAAGCAUCGCUAUGUUGCGAGGACAGGUCGGAUCUCUUGCCAGACCUAAUCAAGACUUUGAAAAUGCUUCGACUACGAACCUUAAAAGCUGAGAUCACAACACUAGGAAGGCGUGUUAAGAAUGUUUUGUUUGUAACAAGUGAAGAGGAUCCCUCGAUGAUUAGUAACGAUAACAAUCAAACGGUGAAUCAUUGGAUAAGCCUCGUUGAAGAAGCGUUGCAAGCGGUUGUUGAGACAACAGACAAUAAUAUGAAUGAUUAUUCCUCUUCUUUUACUGGGGUUAAGAGGCAAAGAACAAAUAACAAUAUUGGUAUCUAUUAGUAUCAUAGAUCUCUUGAUUCAUCAACCUAAUUAUAGGAUAAUGACAUGUGAAAAAAUCAGGGGAUAAUGACAUGUGAAAAAAUCAGGGGUCAAGAGUAGGAAAGAGAAACUAAUGAAAUUAAUCCACAUGUCAAAUUUUUAAGGUUUUAGGUUGCUUUUUAGGCAAAUUAUGAGUUAGGUUGAUUAAUUAUUUUCCAUAACAAAAAUAUUGUUUGUUCAUAUUUUUCUUUUGUCAUGUUUUCAGAAAGUAUAAGAAAACUUCUGACUACUGAAAUGAAAAAAGGGUGUGAACAAAGAAUAUUUUUGUCGUAGUUGCAAUAUAACGAAAAGAAUGUAAGUUGGUUUUGUUUUGAAAUAUGUAGUCUUUGUUUGAUCCACUACUACAAAAGUGGGCAUUUGUUACGGCUCAUUAUACACGGUAUGGAAAAAACUGUGUAAAAAUGUAAAAAGCGGAAACUUUAUUGGUUGUUGCUUUUCUUUGAUUUUGGAGUCUUCUCUACUUUAAGAUACAUGUACAUGUAUGUAUUUGUCCACUUGAUCAGCA